Dentiscutata erythropus is the source of this 289-nucleotide messenger RNA. NCBI's taxonomy places the organism in Eukaryota, Fungi, Glomeromycota, Glomeromycetes, Diversisporales, Gigasporaceae. The record is from the annotation of a GenBank genome assembly.
AUGGAUACUUGCACCUCUUGUAAUCGUAUACUUCCUCCUGAAGCGUUUAUAUAUGAAAAUAAAUCAUAUAAGACAUGUGCUGAAUGCAAAACUAAUAGAGCCGAAAAGAAAAAAUCCAAAAAAACAACUGAUAUUGAUACUGAAGAAGCCCCUAUUGAAAUAAUUGCAAUUGAUGAAAUUAAUAAUUAUAUUUUUGAUAUGAUUAAUGGAUUGGAAAAUGAUACUGCUCUAUUUUCUACUUUUUAUGUUAAACUUGAUAAAGCAACUCUUAAUGCUAUUUUUUUUUCUU